Messenger RNA from Fonsecaea nubica, 1875 nucleotides. RefSeq lists its product as hypothetical. The coding region runs from base 1 to 1875 and encodes 624 amino acids. Lineage: Eukaryota; Fungi; Ascomycota; Eurotiomycetes; Chaetothyriales; Herpotrichiellaceae. The transcript has 4 exons. The record is from RefSeq and is a predicted model, not a curated record. Gene Ontology annotation, molecular function: hydrolase activity, acting on ester bonds.
AUGCGUUUAUUCUCCGGCUUAUACGCUGUGCUUGCCACUGCUUUCGUCGGAAGCAGGGUCUCUGCAGACUCGCUGGCGAGCAUCAGCCAUGUGGUCCUGUUCAUGCAGGAGAAUCGAGCUUUUGAUCACUAUUUUGGCACCAUGGCUGGUGUUCGAGGGUUUUCAGACCCCAAUGUCCAGAUCAACCCCAACGGCAAGUCUGUUUGGUAUCAGAAGUUGAACAAAACCAUUACCACCAAGGCCGACUACUUGCUCCCAUUCUACCUGAAUGAGUUGGGCGGCCACUGGUUGAAUGCGACGCAAUGCAUGGACGCGGGAUCCAACGGCUAUGAGGAGAACCACCUGGCGUAUAAUUUUGGUCUGAACGAUCACUGGGCCCUCAAUAAUACACCGUGGAGUUGGGGAUACUACAAGAAGAGUGAUCUUCCUGUUCAAUUUGCUCUCGCCGAAGGUUGGACGAUUGGUGACAUGUACCAAGAGAGCGUGAUAGCCUCCACCAACCCCAAUCGUGUCACCUGGGUCAGCGGCUCCAUUGCAGUCCCUGGGUCGCCACAGACAGCGGAUGAAGGCGGCGUGUACAUCGACAACAACGAAAUGCCUGGCUGUGAAGCACCCGGAUUGAACUGUUACCCGCUAUCCUGGACCACCACGCCCGAGAUCUACCAGCAAGCCAACGUUACGUGGCAGGUGUAUCAAGACAUUGACAACUUCGAUGACAACCCUCUUGCAUGGUUCCAACAGUACCAGACGGCAAAGAACGGCACUGUCCUCCACAAACGGGGCAUGUCUUUCCUUGGACUUGAUGCCUUCUAUGAACAAGCUGCAAAUGGCACCUUACCGAUGGUUUCGUUUAUCGUUGGCCCCACGGAACUCUCGGAGCAUCCCCCAUACUCUCCUCACGACGGAGCAUGGCUCCAGCAGCAAGUGGUCAACGCCGUCACUCGGGGGAAGAACUGGAACAGUACUGCCUUGAUCAUCAGCUACGACGAGACUGGCGGCUGGGGUGACCAUGUGUCUCCUUACCACGCCCCCAAUGGGACGGCGGGCGAGUGGUUGGACGACCCGUUCGGGCUGUUCGGGCACACAUUCUCCGGGCCAGGGUUCCGUCUUCCCUUUUAUAUCAUCUCGCCCUGGACCCGCGGCGGCAAUGUCUUUACCGAGAAAUGCGACCACAACUCCCAGAUCAUGUUUGUUGAAAAGUGGUUGGCGGCCAAAGGGUUCAACAAUGUGGUUACGGAUCAGAUGCCCGCCUGGCGUCGAGCACACAUGUCGGAUCUGACAGCAGCGUUUGACUUUAGUAGGCCAAACACUUCGAUCCCUACCAUACCCCUCGCAAAGGAACCACACAAGGAUAGCAAGGGCGUCUGGGAUGGCUCAGCCUUUUGUGAGGCACAAUUUGCCGUCCAGCGGCCACCUGUGCCUUACGGCAACCAAAGCGAAGAGACUUCUCUCGUUUCUGAGAAAGGGUUCAAAUCAGUAAGAGGGUAUCUCACCGAGGGCCGCUAUCUCACCUUUGAGUCGUCGGGCUAUGCACUUUCCAACCCCGGUGGCGAGGCCGUAAAGAUCAACGCGACCAAAGCGACGGCUUCACAUUCCUCGAUGGCGCAGCGGUGGGUGAUUCAUGAAACAGCCACAGACAGUCGGAAGUAUACCAUUAGCAGCGCAGUGGAUGGGCGGUACAUGGGGGCGAACUUGGAGCUGGUCAACAAGACCGUGGCGGUGACAUAUGCUAUUCCUUACCUCGGGGGUGGAAAGGGGUACAACCUGGUAAACAGCGAUGGGGAGUUGGUGACAAUUGACGCUACGGGGAAGCUGUCGAUGAGUUCGACUGUAGAGGGAGAGGCACAGGCCUUUUUCAUUUACAGUGUGACAUAG